AAUUUGUUAGACGACCCUGCAGCGUCUUACAUCCCCACGCGUAGCCUUGUUCUUGAUGUAGGAUCUCCCCGUGCCCUAGCCCUCGCACGACAGCACAUCGACGAGUGUGUCCGCGGACACGCCGAGUGUUGCCAAAGCUCGGUGUCUACUGCUAGCCUUACCAGAGGUAGGCGCCUUCCCAAGCGUCUUGUGGACUGCACCAACCUCGCACGACCACGCGGGGAAUACCUGGCGCUCAGUUAUGUGUGGGGUAACUCGGAGCAGGCCCACCAAACGACCACAUCCAAUGUCUCCGCCUACGAACACGGAAUCAACCCGCGCAUGCUCCCCCAGACCCUCCGCGACGCAAUUCGCGUCACGCAUAUGCUCGGCUUCCGCUCGCUCUGGGUCGACAGCCUCUGUAUACUCCAAGACUCGCCUGAGGACAAGGCGCAGAAAAUCAACGGCAUGCAUCACAUCUACCGCAAUGCGCAGCUGACGAUCAUGGCGGCCGGUGCGCAGAGUGUCGACGAGGGGUUUCUCUGUAGGCGAGAUCCCCUCUAUAACGAUGAUCAAUACAUCGCGGAUGAGUCGGAACCUCCCAUACCAGAAGAUGUCGCUCUCCCCUUCAUCUGCCCUCCACGCCCUGCGACCUCUAUGGGUACUGCGCUAUGGCGAUCGCACGGUGCCGAACUCUGGCGCAUGUCCACGCGUGCUUGGUGCUUGCAAGAGUAUCUGAUGUCCGCGCGCGCCCUCAUCUUCUCCCCCAGGACACUCCUCUUCAAGUGCCUUGCCGGUACGCGCGGCGUCGGCGGCUCACUCUGUGCCAUGUUCAAGGAACCCCGGCUACCCAACACCCUCUUCCUCCCGAUCCCACCCGAAGUUGAGCCUGGCUCCAAGGAGUGGAAGGACACACACACUGCCUGGCUGGGGGUCGUCAAGGACUACAGCCGCCGCUCAGCCAGCGUCGAAUCGGACAAGCUGGUCGCGUGCGCUGCGAUUGCAGAGCAAUUCCACCGCGCCCUGCGCUCUGACUACCUCGCGGGCCUCUGGCGCUCGGACACCCUUCUCACGAACCUGCUAUGGGAGGAUGACAAGGUCGAGUCUUCGAUGCUCGGGCGACGCCACACUCGCCCGACAGUGUACCGUGCACCGUCCUGGUCAUGGGCGUCGCUCGACGGGGUCAUCCAGCAAAGUAAUCUAUAUACUAUGGACUUCGAAGACACUCAGACCGUCGCACUCGCGAAGGUCGUUGAGUGCGUCGUCACGCUCGAAGAUGCCGCACUUCCAUUCGGCCGCGUUACGGGCGGGACCCUCGUUCUUCGCGGAGCGUUG
Trametes versicolor FP-101664 SS1 is the source of this 1314-nucleotide messenger RNA. RefSeq names its product HET-domain-containing protein. The annotation marks the transcript as partial. Lineage: Eukaryota; Fungi; Basidiomycota; Agaricomycetes; Polyporales; Polyporaceae. The record is from RefSeq and is a predicted model, not a curated record. The transcript has 2 exons.